UGACGUGUCCAGAGGGUCCAACCCUGACAUCCCUUUCUGGUUCCUCCACUUGGGAUCCGAUAUCCAUCUCUGGCGGCUCCAGGAGGGCGGGAGGGGCCUGGAGGGUUCCGCAGAAGCCGAUGCGAACUGCACUCACCCAGUCAAAAGGCGACACCAAGCCUGAGCGAUCCGGGAACGAAUGCGGCUCAAACUCCACGCCUCGCGCACGCGCACUGGGAGUCAGCUGGACUGCUCGAGCAGUCACGUGACGCGGGGCGGUGCCGAGCAGGCGGGAGGGAGGGAAGCGGCUGCCGGCAGGGAAGCAAACGGCGGGACCCAUCACUCAAGUGGCAGCAGCAUGGCCGCGCUCUACGGGGGUGUAGAGGGGGGAGGCACACGGUCCAAGGUCCUUUUACUCUCGGAGGAUGGGCAGAUCCUGGCAGAAGCAGAUGGACUGAGCACAAAUCACUGGCUGAUCGGGACAGACAAGUGUGUGGAGCGGAUCAAUGAGAUGGUGAACAAGGCCAAACGGAAAGCAGGGGUGGAUCCUCUGGUACCUCUACGAAGCUUGGGCCUAUCCCUGAGCGGUGGGGAGCAGGAGGACGCGGUGAGGAUCCUGAUGGAGGAGCUGAGGGACCGAUUUCCCUACCUGAGUGAAAGCUACCUAAUCACUACCGACGCCGCCGGCUCCAUCGCCACAGCUACGCCGGAUGGUGGGAUCGUGCUCAUCUCUGGGACAGGCUCCAACUGCAGGCUCAUCAACCCUGAUGGCUCUGAGAGUGGCUGUGGUGGCUGGGGCCAUAUGAUGGGAGACGAGGGCUCAGCCUACUGGAUUGCACACCAAGCAGUGAAAAUAGUCUUUGACUCCAUUGACAACCUAGAGGCGGCUCCUCAUGAUAUUGGCUAUGUCAAGCAGGCCAUGUUCAACUAUUUCCAGGUGCCAGAUCGGCUAGGAAUACUCACCCACCUGUAUAGAGACUUUGAUAAAUGCAGGUUUGCUGGGUUUUGCCGGAAAAUUGCAGAAGGUGCUCAGCAGGGAGACCCCCUUUCCCGUUACAUCUUCAGGAAGGCUGGGGAGAUGCUGGGCAGACACGUGGUAGCAGUGUUGCCUGAGAUUGACCCGGUCUUGUUCCAAGGGGAGAUUGGCCUCCCCAUUCUGUGUGUGGGCUCUGUGUGGAAGAGCUGGGAGCUGCUUAAGGAAGGUUUUCUUUUGGCGCUGACCCAGGGCAGAGAGAUCCAGGCUCAGAACUUCUUCUCCAGCUUCACCCUGCUGAAGCUGAGGCACUCCUCCGCCCUGGGUGGGGCCAGCCUGGGGGCCAAGCACAUUGGGCACCUCCUCCCCAUGGACUACAGCGUCAAUGCCAUUGCCUUCUACUCCUACACCUUCUCCUAGGGGGCUGGCUUUGGCUCCACCACUCCAAGCCCAGUGGACAUUGGGUGCUGAAAGGGAGGAGUCUUUUUCUUCCUUUUUCCUUUAACAAAAAAACACAUAUAGAAGAAAAUAAAUGCACUUUACCCACUCC
This is a messenger RNA of Lemur catta (Ring-tailed lemur), 1502 nucleotides long. It is a transcript of the gene NAGK, whose product is annotated as N-acetylglucosamine kinase. NCBI's taxonomy places the organism in Eukaryota, Metazoa, Chordata, Mammalia, Primates, Lemuridae. The record is from RefSeq and is a predicted model, not a curated record. Gene Ontology annotation, molecular function: N-acetylglucosamine kinase activity.